CUUAGCGUAUUGCUGCAGCCGUACCUUUAACGCGACGGAGCGAUCACAGACGACACGCGUCGAUUGUAUACACGAGCUAACGUUACAGAGAGGUCAGUCACUGUCCGUCCCUCACAAGGCUAGCUACCCUCUCACGAGUCUCGACAUACCGAUACCCUGAUACAACAUGGCGACUGGCGUCCCCGUACAAGGCCACAGUGUCCGCAGCCCCUCUAUAUGUGUUGCUCUUUACUUUCAGGUUAACUGACAGCUGACAGUCCUAACCACAACCAUGGAGUAAUCGGCUAGACAACAGUUACUACACGCCCAUGGAUGGCCCUCGAACAGUGUUAUCUACUCGACAGAAACUGCUUUACGUCCCCUGAUCAACAGUUUCGUAAUGCAUAAGGCUGAUAGUUGACAGGUCAGUUUCUACACCAUUUUUGGAUCGCUAAGCUGUUUGAGUGUUCUGUGCAAAGUCUGUAUAAAAUGAAUAGCACAUUGUUCCCCAGCAUAAGGGAACCGGAAACGCUUCCUACUAUAGACACCACAAGUGGUGCCCCACCUAUGCUUUCUAACACUCCCGAGGAAGAGAUGGUACGUGGGAUUUGGAUGGCGUGGUAUGAAUGUAACGUCACCGUUUUAUCACAACCCUAUCCUACGGACGGUGGUCUGUACUGUAACUCUACAUUUGAUGGCUGGGAUUGUUGGAAUUACACUUCAGCAGGAACUCGGAUUUAUCAUGAUUGUCCAACCUUUCUCCGACACAAGUACGGCCUUCCUUCAGGCCCAGCGUUCAAAGAUUGUCGUGUUGACGGGACGUGGCUGACCCACCCUGACACUGGCCGGACGUGGACGAACUAUACACCAUGUGCCAGCAACAAGGAGACACUUCAAAGAGUCAUCAGUAUAUACUACAGUGGAUACGCUGUCUCCAUCAUCCUCUCCAUCGCAGCUAUCCUCAUCUUUUCCUACUUCCGACAGCUCCACUGUAGCCGGGUGACUCUACACAAGCAUCUUUUCAUCACAUAUGUCCUGUCCGGGGCGGCCUGGAUCCUGAUGUUUGCCCUGAUGGACAUGCCUGACAUGGUCAAAGAAAACAAGCCAUGGUGCCAGGCGCUGCACGUGUUGACCCAGUACCUGACGCUGUGUAACUACUUCUGGAUGUUCUGUGAGGGUUUCUACCUUCACGCACUCAUCGUCUUCGCCUUCACAAGUGACAAGCGCCUCCUCGUAAUCUGUUACGUCAUCGGCUGGGUCGGUCCACUGAUCCCCACUACAGUGUAUGCGGCAGUCCGAGGGUCAAAGCCGGAACUACGUCACGGGUGCUGGUCCAGUACUACAGACGAAAACUGGAUUCUCACUGGGCCCGUCGUGUUAUCUUUACUGGUCAAUUUUCUGUUUCUACUUAAUAUUUUACGGAUUCUGCUGUCCAAGCUGCGGGCAGUAAAUUCUAACGAAGCGCAUCAGUCUAGUAUCCUAAUACCGUUGCUGGGCCUACAGUACUUUGUGAUCCCAUUUCAGCCAGACACUCCGUCGCCUAUCUAUGACAUCAUAUCCGCUGUGCUUACGUCAUAUCAGGGCGUACUUGUCGCACUAUUUUUCUGUUUCUGUAAUGGGGAAGUUAUAAACGUCGUUCGGCGGAAGUGGAAAUUAAUGAGGGAGAGACUAGGCAGCGUGGACAUGAAGCGAAGUAAUACAUUUAACGUGAGUCUAUUGGAGACGACCUAUGUACCGAGGGCAACUUCUGGAAAUGGUUCUUUUAACCGAAAAUCAGAGGAAGGAUCAUCAUCUGCGAAGGAUUGUGAUGAUAUGUGCCGGACUGAUCCAUUUGCAAUGCCUUACACACCGGUGGAGCGAAACGACCUUGACAGCGGUGAAGUGUGAUUGAUCAUGACUGAACGUCAGUUAAAGAGCAUAUAAGCUGCCGGAAGACCAAUUUAAGACAUUAUUGCUAAACAUAUGUUGACUGUGUAAUUGUCAAUUUGAGAUAUGAUACAACAGAAAGAUGAUUUUAUUGUUUAAUACCUCUGUUGUACCGAGGUGUAAAAAAAACACACCCUUAAGCAAUUUUACCAUUUAUGUAUGAUAUCGACGUAUAAAUAUCACUUGUCUUUAACGCAUUGUUAUAAUUAUUAUGUAUGUAUGAGAGUUGGACGUCUGGCUUUUUAAUAAUAUGUGUAUAAGAUAUCGAUGUACGAAUGUCAUGUGCGUAAAAGGGAAUGUUAUGUCAUGACCAUUUGAGGGUUGGAUGUCUCGCUUUUUACUAAUGUGUAUAUGAGAUAUUGACGUAUGAAUAUGAUGAUGUUCCGUCUUUGCGUAUUGCAGAGUUAUCUUAUAUUGGGAGCAGGUAUUGAUUGUUACGUCAUUGGU
This is a messenger RNA of Mizuhopecten yessoensis (Yesso scallop), 2352 nucleotides long. Its product is annotated as calcitonin gene-related peptide type 1 receptor-like. Gene Ontology annotation, molecular function: calcitonin receptor activity. The transcript has 12 exons. The coding region runs from base 469 to 1866 and encodes 465 amino acids. The record is from RefSeq and is a predicted model, not a curated record. Gene Ontology annotation, biological process: cell surface receptor signaling pathway; adenylate cyclase-modulating G protein-coupled receptor signaling pathway. Gene Ontology annotation, cellular component: plasma membrane. Lineage: Eukaryota; Metazoa; Mollusca; Bivalvia; Pectinida; Pectinidae.